AGUGAAUUGUGAUUCUACUAUCCUUAGCUGUACUAUCACUACCAAUUGUUUUGAAUUUUGAUCAUUAUCAUAUUUUACUUACCAUUAACCAACUUACAUAACUAUGAUUAUACUUUAGUUAGUAAAUUCAAAUAAAAUAAUAUAAUCUAUAUGUAAUUGUUCAUUAAAUGUUUUUUUUUUAUUUAUAAUUUUUUACUAAUUUAUUAAUUAUUGUUGUUUAAUAAACUGCUGUGCAAUAUACAAUGUCUACACCAGAAGAAAAUAAAAACUUUUUGGAGGAAGAUAUAAUAAAUACAGAAGAAAAAUCUGAUACAAUUGAAAAUGAUUUGCCGUUAGAAAAACUAUUAAAAUUAUCGAAAUCUUUCAAGACUGGCGUUGAUGCAAAUUUGAAUAAAUUUAAGGAUGAAAAAAUGUCCAUGAUUAAUGAAAUGUCUAAUAUGAAUUGUCUAAUAAUACCAAAUGAAAAACAUAUCGAAAUAAAUGGUUUUUCUAAGAAGCGAUCACUGAAUAAACACAAUAAGGAGGAUUCCGAAAAGUUGUUAUUGAAAGAAGACUGUAAAACGCUUAGAGUUUUAGAACAAGAAUUGAAAAAUGUAUUAGAUUCCUUUGAUAUCCAACGCAAUAAAAACGAAAUCAAACAAGAUUUACAGGAAAAAGAAAACGACUGCACACCAUCUAUACAAAAUAAAAACAGUGAACCACAUCAUAUUAUAAACUUUGAUGAAAAAGCGAAUUACCUUAAGAGGAUCCUAGAAGUAGAAAACAAAUGCCAAUAUUGGAUAGACAAAUAUGAUGAAUUAUAUGACAAAUAUUUGCUACUAGAAUCCAAACAUUUUCACGUCGAAAAAGAAAAUUGUAAUUAUCAGAUGGAAAUUUCAAGAAUUAAAAUGAUUGAAAACGAAAAUUCGCGUCUUAACCAAGCAAUAGACAAAUCAAAUCGUGUUCGUAAAGAAUUAGAAGCCGCACUAGAAUCAUGCCAUGAAAAUGUUUAUAAAUAUCAAACAGACGUAGAAGUUGCCAGGUGUAAAGUUAAAGAAGCAGUUGAAAUAGUAGAAAAAACCCAUUCAGAAAAAGAUAAACUUUUAACGGAUUUAAAAAAAUCAAAUGAAAAUAUUGCCAAAUUAGAAAAUGAGCUUGCAAAUUUAAUACAACAAGCGGGAACAAAAGUUAAUUUGGAAGUGGAUAAGGUGAAAACCAUGUACAAAGCCAAAUUACGUGAGGCUAAUGUUGAAAUUGAGUUUCUACGUACGGAAAAACAAAUAAUGUUUAAUAAAAAUCAACAGAUAUCAAAAGAGUAUGAAAUUAUAAAUAAGAAAUAUAAAUCUAUUACAGAGAAGUGUGAAAAAGAAUCAGAUAUAUACUCUAAGAAAGUGACAAAACUUACCCAACAAAUCAAAGAACAUGAAGUCACAUUCAACAAUUUAAUAGCAGAUGUUGAAGUUCUAAAAGAAACAAACAGGCAACUACAAGAGAGUUAUGCGAGAAAAAAAACUAAAUAUGUAAUGGAAAUAGUAUUUUUAAAAGAUACAAAAAAAUCACUAGAAAAUAAUUUAAACAAAGCAAUAAAUGAAAUAUCUGAAAACAAUAGAAUUAUUUUGAGCGCAACAGAUAGAAUAAAAACAUUGGAAUUGGAAAUUAGUAAAUUGAAACGACCAGAAGAGAAUUUUGAACAAAAAGAAAUGCAAAUUAACGAGCUUAAAAAACAUGUUGAAGCACAAAAUCAAAUGAUAGAGAUGUGGAGAAAAGAAAUGCACCAUAUGAUUGAAAGAUUUAAACACAAAAUCAAUGAACUAAAACAUCACUGCAGUAAACUUUAUAAGAAAAAUGGAAAAUUAAGACGAAUAAUAAAUAAUUCAAAACCUAAUUAUUCGUUUAUUAAAAAAAAACGAAUACGCAAUAGAAGAAGGAAUAAAAAGUAGUUCAAAUAUUUCAUCAAUGUCAACGUCAACGUAGUUCUCUGUGAUAGAUAAUAAUCGAAUAAAUUAUUAAUAGAUUAAAUAUUAAAUUGUUUAUUAUUUGGGUUUUGAAUAAUAAUUUGCUUUCACAAAUGGCAUUUUUGUGAUC
This is a messenger RNA of Aphis gossypii (cotton aphid), 2064 nucleotides long. Its product is annotated as repetitive organellar protein-like. NCBI's taxonomy places the organism in Eukaryota, Metazoa, Arthropoda, Insecta, Hemiptera, Aphididae. The transcript is spliced from 13 exons. The record is from RefSeq and is a predicted model, not a curated record. Bases 243 to 1919 code for a protein of 558 amino acids.